This is a messenger RNA of Ostrea edulis (European flat oyster), 2324 nucleotides long. RefSeq names its product WW domain-containing oxidoreductase-like. The transcript is spliced from 8 exons. The record is from RefSeq and is a predicted model, not a curated record. The coding region runs from base 129 to 1109 and encodes 326 amino acids. NCBI's taxonomy places the organism in Eukaryota, Metazoa, Mollusca, Bivalvia, Ostreida, Ostreidae.
GGGUUUCCAUAGAAAUCUGGAUGUAAACAAACUUCUUUAUUCUUUGACAUCUAGAGCAUAAAGAUAGAUAAGGGGACUCGCAUUGUUUUUCACUAAAGGAACGAGUUUGAAUGUUUUAAGUGACCGGUAUGGGAGGGUCACCGUCACUACCGGAGGUAGCACUGUCCACAGAUCGUGUAGUUCUCAUCACAGGCGGAAAUACGGGUAUUGGAUAUGAGACAGCUAAAUGGAUAGCUAUGAGGGGAGCAAGAGUAAUCAUUGCCUGUAGAUCAGAGGAACGAGCCAAAUCUGCUAUAGAGAGGAUACAGAGAGAGUUUAAAGAGGAGAAGUCUAAGGGCGCUGUUGGACUUUGCUCCAGUGAAAAUCUGACGCUAGAGUUCAUGGCUCUAGACCUGUCAUCCCUGAAAUCCGUAGAAAGCUUUAUAUCCACGUUUAAAGCGAAGGAACCUAAACUGCAUGUACUACUUUGCAAUGCAGGGAUUGCUUUACACCCACAAGAGUACACUGAGGAUGGAUUUGAAAUUAUGUUUCAGGUGAAUUAUCUUGGUCAUUUUCUUUUGGUUUCCAAGUUGUUACCUCUUAUGCUAAGUUCUGAUGAGGAUUGUCGACUUGUCUUCGUUUCCAGUGUUGCACACCGCACUGCCAGCUUUGAUUUAGAUAAAGCACAAGGAAAACAUCAUACGAAAGAAAACUUCAAGAGACUCUUGUAUUAUGGAAAUUCCAAGAUUUUUCAGAUUAUGCAGAUGUAUUGCUUAAAUAGACGACUAAAGAACACAAAUGUGGCUGUGAAUAGUAUACAUCCUGGUGUUGUGAAUACAGAACUUGAUAGAAAUUUUUUAGACGUGAAUUAUGCCCGAGUACUAUUACGGCUCUCAAAAAUCAUCCAUGUGACGAAAACUCCAUUUGAGGGAGCUAAGACGUUAAUCACAGCGGCUGUAAAUCCACAAUUCAAAGAUACAAGAGAUGCAUACUUUGUUAACAUGAAAUUACGCCAGCCGAACAGGUUGGCGAGGAAUCAACAGAAGCAGGAGGCUCUCUGGAAGUAUUCCAUAGACUGCUUGAAGGAUUUCCUGAAGGAGGAAGAUCUAGAGUUCUUAGGGAAAGUCUGAACUCCGCAAAAGUUGUUUUUAUUCUAGAGUGAAUAUUUCUUAUAAGAAAGUAUGAUAGAUUUUGUAACUUGUAACCACCAUAAAAUUCUAGAUAAACGUUGUAUCUGAUGACAGUGAAAGUUUUUAAAAUGAUUGACGUCAUUAUUAUUUUUUAAAAGUACACGUGUAGUUGCAUAGUUUACUCAUUGCUCAGAUGACUAAUGAGAGGUACUGCGAUACGUCGACACACUUCUUGGCCUCAUGCUCAAUAGACAAAAGUAGUGCUGAGUAUUUCUAUGUAUUUAUGCUCGGAAUCACGAUCACGAAUUGGUAUAAGGUGUUUGUACCAAACAGAAAUAAAGAUGCAUUUUCGUACCAUAUAGAAUGCAAAACAUGAAUAAAUUCACAUGUGUUUGAAAGAAAAUGAAUAUCACUGAAUAUCGUUUCCUGAGUAAUGGUGUCGUGCAUUGCCUACCAAUCCCAUUCCCGUAUCAAUUCCUAUCAAACGAUGUUGAGAAAAUUGGUUUCCCACCUUGACAAAUCUUUAGAAAUGUCUUGAGCAUAGAACCCGUUAUACACAUGUUAUACUAUAUAUGAUACGAGGUGACGAUGGAAAGAAGUGGCGUUGAGUGGGAACAACACACAGUCUAUAAGCUUUUUACAAUUUAUUUCACGAAAACGAUAGCCCAAAAUGUGUCCGCAGGGUGCAUUCUUGGGCAGAUAAAGUGAUUUUGAAAUACAUGACUGGAUCUGUUAAUGUGCUAUGCUUGUAUGAAUCUAUGUUUAUAUAUACUGUUCAACACCAUUUAUUGCAUUCAUUGUAAAACUGUAUUCUUUAUAUCUUAAUGGUAACAUGAUAUAUAUAUAUAUAUAUAUAAGCAUUUGCGUUGUAAUGUGGAUAUAACGUGACUACAGACGUGGGUUUUUUGUGUGGAAAUACUAUGUGAAAUUAUUAGGUUUGUUUCAUUAUGUAGAAAUAUGGUGUGAAAUUAUCAGGCCUAUUUACUUGAUGUGGAAAUACAAUGUGAAAUUAUCAGUUUUGUUCCAUGAUGAGGAAAUACAAUGUGAAAUUAUCAGGUUUAUUUACUUGAUAUGGAGAUACAAUGUGAAAUUAUCAGGGCUGUUUCAUGAUGAGGAAAUACAGUGUGAAAUUAUUAGGUUCGUUUCAUUAUGUAGAAAUACAAUGUGAAAUUAUCAGGUUUAUUUACUUGAUGUGGAGAUACAAUGUGAAAUUAU